Magallana angulata is the source of this 1497-nucleotide messenger RNA. RefSeq lists its product as uncharacterized. NCBI's taxonomy places the organism in Eukaryota, Metazoa, Mollusca, Bivalvia, Ostreida, Ostreidae. The transcript has 3 exons. The record is from RefSeq and is a predicted model, not a curated record. Bases 67 to 501 code for a protein of 144 amino acids.
AUCAUUGUGACGUCACAUGUAUUGUUAGGGAUCAAAAAUGUAUCAGGUAUACGUGCUAUCAACUUGAUGGGAUCUUCGUCGUCUACAAGAAAACGCCACAGUGACGUCACAUCUGCCAGCCGUUCUAGUCCACAUUUCGGGGUUCUGGCGCUGGUAAACAGGCGGUCACCCCAGAGAGAACGACCCAAAGAGCCACCUGAUAAGGACACAGAGAACGCGAAAAUUUCUGUCGCCAAACUCUACGAACAGAGAUACCGCCCUGCCUUCCGCGGAAUCGGGGCCCAGUACAAUGAUUUGUUCAAAACAAAACCUUUUCCAAAAGCAGCAGCUAGAACUGAUGUGGGUCUUGUCUUCAGAGUCCGGAGAAGUGCUUUAAACAUCCACCCCUUUGACGAUACUGAGGCCCCUCAGCGCAUUAAGGAGAACACCAUCAGUAUCAUGAACGACAACCCCGACCUACAAAGCAUCUGCCGCCAUUUCCAAGGAAAGAAAAGCAGUUGAUUGGGACGAUCAUUUAAAAAAAAAAAUGGAAUGCUUACCAUUUCAUAUUCAUUUUUACUGCAUCGAUGAAGUAACUGAUCUUCAUAUUUUUUAAGAAAAUAAAUUGUUUGCUAAAAUGUUAGAUAUUCAUAGACUGAAUGUUUUCAGUUGCAUGGUUUUACUAGAGUUGUAUUACUUCUGAUAGAUGAAAUACCGCUUUUACAUGUUUUAGUAAUUUUUUCUCUAUUUCCUUAAAGAGACAUGGACACGAUUUGAGACCAAAAAUUUUGUAUUUAUUUUUCAUGUAUAAAAUGGUUUACUGGUGCAUUUUAAAUCAUUGACCAAAAUAUUGAAUGUUAGAGUCAAGUUUCAAGCAACAUACAGAGGUAAGAAUCGGUUUUUUUGUAAACAAAGCUCGAGUCUUAUAGUCGUUUACAAAAUAUGCAAUGUAGAGAUUUACCAUUUCUUAGACAAAAUGACAUGUAAAAGACAAUUUAAACUAAAACAAUAUCUUCAUAAAUACUAGUAUCAACCAAAACAAGAUACACUUGAUUGAAACCUACAUCAAUACAACGCAUAUAUGUAAAAAUGACAAUAUCCGAGCUUUGUUUACAAAACAAAGAAUUAUGAACUCUGUAUCUUGCUUAUAACUUGAUGUUUGACUUUCAAAUUUUGACAUAGCAUUAAAAACUUCUAUAUCUAUCAGUAUAAACAUUGAAAAUGGAAAAAUAAAAUUUGAAAAUUUUAAGUCAAAUCGUGUCCAAGUCCCUUUAAAAAUUUAAUUGUAUGCACACCUUAAAAAGAAAGCUCUCUCUCUCUCUCUCUCUCUCUCUCUCUCUCUCUCUCUCUCUCUCUCUCUAGCUCUCAUUGUCCACGUUUACAGGAAGGGAUUUAAGUACUUCAAUUUUUUAUUACUGUCGAGCAAUAGGUUGCGUAGAAGGAACAACCAAUCCUUUCAUAUAAGUCAUAAACUGUAAUUAUUUUAAAAUCUGACGUCUGAGCGUGAGUCCCGUGCUU